Triplophysa dalaica is the source of this 1056-nucleotide messenger RNA. It is a transcript of the gene hhex, whose product is annotated as hematopoietically expressed homeobox. The transcript has 4 exons. The coding region runs from base 141 to 863 and encodes 240 amino acids. The record is from RefSeq and is a predicted model, not a curated record. Gene Ontology annotation, biological process: regulation of transcription by RNA polymerase II; cell differentiation. Gene Ontology annotation, molecular function: DNA-binding transcription factor activity, RNA polymerase II-specific; RNA polymerase II cis-regulatory region sequence-specific DNA binding. NCBI's taxonomy places the organism in Eukaryota, Metazoa, Chordata, Actinopteri, Cypriniformes, Nemacheilidae.
UCACAGGACAUAACCUCCCUCACCAACAAGCUCAUCGCGCAACCUGACAAACUACAUGGAAGCAGAAGCACCGGCGAGGACACUUCGUGAGCACCGACAUCACUUUAUUAUCGAGCAGAAGUUCGUCUUCACCCUCCGCCAUGCAGUUCCAUCACGCGAACGCGCCUCUUUACGCACCGACGCCCGUGCCGCCGGUUCACCCGACGCCCUUCUACAUCGAGGACAUUCUGGGCAGAAACGGGUCCACGUCCAGCCCUCUGAUGCCGGCACCGACUCUACCGUCUCCGAACUCUUCUUUCACGAGUCUGAUUCCCUCCUAUCGGACCCCGAUCUAUGAGCCCACGCCGAUCCACCCGGUCUUGUCUCAGCACGCGCUCACGGCUACGUACGCGUCCAUCUACCCGUUCCAGCGCUCCGUGGGCGACUUUACGCACGCGCUGAUCCGGCACGACCCGUUGGGUAAACCUCUGAUGUGGACGCCGUUUAUUCAGCGUCCUCUUCAUAAGCGCAAAGGUGGUCAGGUUCGAUUCUCGAAUGAUCAAACCAUUGAGCUGGAGAAGAAGUUUGAGACGCAGAAGUAUCUGUCACCUCCGGAGAGAAAAAGACUCGCAAAAAUCCUGCAACUCAGCGAGAGACAGGUGAAAACCUGGUUUCAGAACCGCCGGGCGAAAUGGAGGCGACUCAAGCAGGAGACCCCGUCGAGCGGUAAGAGAGAUGUGGAGGACCGAGGAGCGGAGAGAAACUCUGACAGAUCGAGUCCAGACGUGACGCGCAAGCGCAGUGAGAUCGACUCAGAUGUGUCCGAUGAUUCUGAUCAGGAGCUGGACAUUGAAGAAGACUCAGAAUUCACAAUAAAACCAUAAUCACGUGUUCAUGUCUAGCGCUGUAAAUACUGUAGAAUAUUGUACAUUUGAGAGUAGGAAAUAAAUUAAUGCACGUGUGAAAUGUAGAAGAUUGUCAUAAAAAUGUCUGAACUGUGCUGGUGAAUGUGUAUGUAUGUGCUGAAGAAAAGACGAGUGUAAAUAUUUGUAUUCAAUAAACAAUAUUUUGAGGAUA